CCGCCUUCCACGUCGCCCCUCUCUUACAUCCACACCUGCCCCCUCACUUCCUCCUAGCCACCUCUCAGCACAGACCAGGACCUUUGUUAUCAUGGCUCAGCAACGUUUUGACCCCAACAACGCUCAGAACCUCAUCGAAAUCGAGAAACAGUUUGCCGUCAAAGCCGUCGAGCAGGCGCAGACGUACUGGCAUCUCCUUGAGAAGGUCCAUCCAAGCGACCUCAAGCUCACCAAGCUCGACGAUGAGAUCUACGAGCACACGAUGAGCACCUUCCCAGAGUUCGCCGAGAACGACCACGCGAAGCUCAUCAAGCUCGACGAGGACUUCCUCAAGAGCGAGGACGGCAAGAAGCGGUGGCGCGACUUCAUCCAGUCGUACGAGAAGAAGGUGAAGGACUACAACUUUGGCUCGCUCAUCCGCACGGAUGCCCGUAACGAGUACAGCGAGACCAACACCAUCUUCGUCACCCGGAUACAGUUCUACGCCGUUGAGAUCUCGCGAAACCGCCUUGGGCUCAACGACAAGGCUCAUGAGAUCGCCAAGGAAGAGGCCGAGAAGGAGCGCAUCAAGGCCGAGAAAGAGAAGGCCAAGUCUGGCAAGAAGAAGAACGGCAAGUCAUGACAUCCUCCGUCAUAUGGAGGCGCCCUCUUGCUAUAAGGUAAGAGGCGCUCGCUGGGAUCCAUACCCCGCUACGUGUUGUGUAUAAAACCUUGCCAAUGGUGAGGGUAUAACGGACGUAUAUUUGUGGAAAAUGUAAUAAUUUUGGUUGGGCGAAGUUGCAUUAUCACUAAAUACAAUCAAAAGUCUGAGUCGGC
Molecule: messenger RNA, 816 nt
Organism: Coniophora puteana RWD-64-598 SS2
Lineage: Eukaryota; Fungi; Basidiomycota; Agaricomycetes; Boletales; Coniophoraceae
Product: DUF757-domain-containing protein
Exons: 8
Coding region: 92-622 (176 amino acids)
Cellular component (GO): cytoplasm
Source: RefSeq, a predicted model, not a curated record